UUAUCACAAACACACAAUUCUCAAAUCAAAUCCCUAUCAAUUUGCAAUGGCAUCAUCCAUGACCAUGACCGCCUCGUUCUUGGGCAGCGCCGUCGCGGCUAAGCCGGCCGCGGCCACCACCCGCCGCGGCUCUCUGGCGGUGAGGGCCUCGAUGGACUCGGAGGCGAAGGCGGCGGAGACCGCCAACACGAGGCGGGGCCUCGUGCUGGCGGUGGUGGCCGCAGCAGCGUCGUCUGUCGCGAAAGUCGCGAUGGCCGACGAGGAGCCGAAGCGAGGAAGCAUUGAGGCUAAAAAGAAGUAUGCGCCUAUUUGUGUUACAAUGCCUACGGCUCGUAUUUGUCGCAAUUGAAUUUGAUGGUUCGAUGUUAAUAAGGGAUUUGAUGUUCGGAGAAAUGAUGUAAAAUCGUAUUCUUGUUUGAUUAAUUAUGGUAUUUUUAUGAUGCUUAA
Messenger RNA from Salvia hispanica, 447 nucleotides. RefSeq names its product photosystem II 5 kDa protein, chloroplastic-like. The record is from RefSeq and is a predicted model, not a curated record. Lineage: Eukaryota; Viridiplantae; Streptophyta; Magnoliopsida; Lamiales; Lamiaceae.